GGAAGGGCAUACAUCACUGAAAUACCUAGUAAUACCGAUUAUUAAGUUACACACAUAUUUCUGGCCCAAAAUAGUUACAAAUGGGCGUCAACAACUAGAUGUUUCCGCUUGUGUGGGGCGCCAUGGCAGGCUUCAACAUGCCAAAAUUCAGCCAUCCCCCAUAUAAAGGCACGAUUUGAGCACAAGUUAGCACUUUCACUUCUCGAACCAUACAUACCAUAUGUAUUAUACGAUAUAGCGGGUAUCGCGUGGUGCACACAAAACUAAAUUCAAUUCAAUUUCAUUUAAAGUUACUUUCGUUGACUGACAGACAAGUGAGCCAAGUCCUUUAAGCCAGAAUCAAGCCGUACAGUGGGCCACAUCGAGCUUAUAUUGGACACAAUUGUUAAGUUAAGAAGGGACAACAAAAUAUUGUAAAUAAAUAAUUCAAUAAUAUUUCUAAUAAAGCCAGUUACAUUGAAUGUUGGCCUUUAAAAAUAUUAAAUUGAAAGAAUUUGAGGAGGAGCCUAGGCUCAAAGAAACCUGGGUUCACCAAGGGCUUUUCAUUGGUUCGGAAAGUUAAGCGAAUCAACGAUAAUCAAUAAUAAUAAUACAAUAAUCAUGAACAGACAUUAUAUAUUAUAUACAGUCUUGAUUAACGUUUCGUUCCUAGCUUGGGAAAUCAAUUUACUUCUGGGUUCUGUUAUGUAUUUAUUGCAUUGUGCAAGAGCUUAAGGACUUUUACAUUUCAUCCCAUUGUUCGUGUCAUGUUGCUGUUGGGCCCACGACUAAAUAUGAAAUUAAAAAUCAACGCUGAAGUGUGAAAGGCCUGAAAUGGCGGCUGUCUGGCGGCAGUCAGGCACAAGCUCAACCUAGAACCGAACUGUAUAAGCAGCUGGGGCCAACAUAUCGCAAGAACAUUUGCACACAAGUCGCAGAACGAAACAAAGGUCUCGAGCGGAAAUCGAAAUUAGCUGAACGUAAAAGCGGAAAAGUUCCUUCGUCAAUUAGCACAAUGAACAAGGAGUUUAUCAUGCAGGGCGGCACGCCUAUAACCUGCGAGCUGGCAACGGAGCUGCGCAAACUGGUCUUUGGCACCGCCGCCAUACCCAUGCGUGCCGAGUGGCUGCAGACGUCCUUUGUCUUUGGAGCACCGCCCAAGGAGGAGCUGGCAUACGGCCUGCGCUCGCCACGAAAUGCCACGCGCGGCAUGCUGUCCGUGGUUCAAGGUUUCAUAUUAAAGUACCUGCUCUUUGCCCGCAAAACCAGCCGUGCGACUGCUACGACUGAUCCUUUGUUCGCCACCGCCGAGAUGCAGCGAGAGGCACUGUUCAAUGCUCUGGUCGAGAUAUUGCGCACCAUUUCGGACAAGGGCAAGGUUACCAUGGUGCUGCCUUCGGAGGAUGAGGUGUUUGUGGAUCACAGUGCCAGUUACUUUCACGAUACGGUGACCGAAAAGCUUUAUACAUUUACACUCUCGCCCAACGAAGAGCUGGAACACUUUAUGAAGCGAAACUUCAAAUACUUUACAGAAGAGGAAACGCCGGGCACUCUGCUGUUCCUUUAUAGCGCUGUACUCACACGCUCGAUGGGAAAAGUGCGCACGGACUUGGACUCGACAAAGUCAUCGCCGCUGACGAUGAGCAACCACGAGGAGGGCUCCCUCAUGAUAGUCACCCUGCUGUUGACUGGCCGUGCCACGCCCUAUAUACACAAUGGCGUUAUCAAUGUGGGCGACGAGAAUAGCUAUGCAGUGCCACAGUAUGGAGUAUUGAAGCGCUGCAUGAUCGGCUUGCUCCUCUGGGACAUUGAGUCUGCCAGCGCUGCUGUUAAUCAAUCGAGGCAGCCGGGCUCGCGCCUGAAGACGCCCAACUAUCCCAUUUGGAUAACCAGCUGCACGGGUCACUUUGGCGUCAUUUUCAAUCGCAAUCCGGACUUGCUGCGCAAUUAUCAUGCCGAGUCGCGCUUUGAUGUAAACUAUUACAGCUGUUCCGGCCAUCAGAUACUGAUGACCAUCGAUAAUCGCACCUACAAUGAGCAGGCAUUGGUCAUGUUGGAGCGACAACCAAUCACACCGGAGAGUACCUCGCUAACGGGCAAGCAAGCCGGCAAGGAUGAGGCCGUUACGGCUGGAGGUGCUGCUGCCGGUGUUGGUGUGGCUGGCGCUAGCGGCGGUGUUGGUGGUGCUGCUAGUGGCGCUAGCGCUGGCAACGAUGUGGUCGCCAAGGAGGAGUCAAUGCUCAACACGCCAUUGCAGCGUUUGAUUCAUACCAAGUGGGAAGAGGCAACUAUAAGCUUUCACGUGCAGCCAUCGAUGUUGAGUUAUCUUUUUAGUACCACACAGUAGACAGAGAUCAGCUAAUACACACUCGAAAAGUAUCUAUUUCGAAGAGAAGUUAGGAAAUACGAUUCAUAUGAGCCCAUCACAUAAGUUUGCAUCAUACGAAUCACGCCCGUUUUUUUUGGUACUUUUAGAGCUUAAAUAGCUUCAAUAACUUAACAAUUAUAAUAUUCAUAAUAGAGCAGUUAAAGUAAUCGAAACACUCAUUGAGGCAUUGCAGCUAGCUUGUUAUGUUGUCUCUUGAUCUAUGAUAUAAAUCGACUUUCUUGGCGAAUGACCAAUUCAACUCUCCACGAGUCAAUGCACCAAUUAUCUGCCUAUACCGAUAUGCCCUUCACAUCAAACCAAGUAAGUCAUUCAAAGAACAAAAUAUAUUUAUUUGGGUAAACAUUAGCCGUUCCUAGAACUCCUUCUACUAUUUUCUGUUUAUUCACAAAUCGUAAAAUCUCAUAAGAGACAAACUUGUUUAAUAUUUGUUUUGUUUACAGCUUAUUUAUUAUUUUAAAUAAUUAAUAUUUAUUUGGUAAUGUUUUGCAUUCUGUUGAAUUUAAUUAUAGCCAUUUUAAUGUUUCUCGAAUGCUAGAUCCUAAGCGGAAUCAUGAUAAAGGCAAACCCAUUUCUAGUCUAAGCUCAAUUUUUAAGACAUACUAAAUAGCCAGAGUUUCCCAUAAGCUCUCCAGCAUAAAUACUUAGUUUUAACUAGUAUACCAUCUAGUGCCAUGACUUGUAAGCUUUCUAGUUAACAACUUUGCACCAUUUUGUAGAGACAUGCAUACUCUGCACCUAGUUUACAUAGAAAUCUACUGUUGCUGUCUUCAGAACAUUGAAUGGGUAUUUUAAGAAGAUAAAGGAAAGUUGAAGUUCGAAACGAAAUUCUCAAACAGCGAUGGUAAAUACACGUAAAAUAUUCCGAGUAUCAUAAAAAAAAACAACAACAGGCAAAUUUGUUGAAAAACCUGCUGAUACCUAUUGAAUUUUUACAAAUAUGCCUGGUUAAAAUGUUACUGAGGCCUCUCUCUAUCCAUAAAAAGCGACUGCAGGAACUCAAUACUCAACGAAUUGAGGUUGCCGCCUGGAGCCACUAGACGAAACAAAAAGUCCUGUACAAUUAUGAAACACCAACAUACUUCGAAAAUUUCAAUUCACUGCACUUUAUUUAUUCCUAAGCAACUCGCAAAAUGUAAAAAAAAAAAAAUACAUAUACAAUUCUAAAUAAAUGUACAAGCUUUUAAACCGAGAA
Drosophila virilis is the source of this 3560-nucleotide messenger RNA. RefSeq names its product inactive ubiquitin carboxyl-terminal hydrolase MINDY-4B. Gene Ontology annotation, molecular function: K48-linked deubiquitinase activity; cysteine-type deubiquitinase activity. Gene Ontology annotation, biological process: protein K48-linked deubiquitination. The record is from RefSeq and is a predicted model, not a curated record. Lineage: Eukaryota; Metazoa; Arthropoda; Insecta; Diptera; Drosophilidae.